This is a messenger RNA of Siniperca chuatsi (mandarin fish), 1892 nucleotides long. RefSeq lists its product as uncharacterized. The coding region runs from base 18 to 644 and encodes 208 amino acids. The transcript is spliced from 4 exons. Gene Ontology annotation, biological process: cell surface receptor signaling pathway; cellular response to lipopolysaccharide; positive regulation of T cell proliferation. Gene Ontology annotation, cellular component: external side of plasma membrane. The record is from RefSeq and is a predicted model, not a curated record. NCBI's taxonomy places the organism in Eukaryota, Metazoa, Chordata, Actinopteri, Centrarchiformes, Sinipercidae.
AUGACUUAUGCAGACAGAUGCAGAUGCAGGAGCAGGAGGAGCGGGAGUCAGCGGAGGACAGACACAAGGAGAAGAUGGUCUGCAGCAUCCUGCUGCUCAUCACCCUGACCUCCUGUGUCUGUGGAGUGUUUGAGCCUCAUAACACGGCUCUAAACUAUCAGGCAGAGGAGAGCAACAACAUCACAGUGGAAUGGCGCUUCUCGUCCAAAGCCAACAUUUCCCUCCCCUCACUUAAGAUCCACUGUUUGUUUGUGUUACCUGAGCUGAAGGUGUUUUAUCAUCUGGACAACAGUGUUGAGGAGUCUCAGCAUGAGCAGUUUGCAGGACGGGUGCAGUGUGACAAAGACGCUCUCAGUACAGGACGCGUCAGACUUCAUCUGUCCAGAGUCAGGACUGACGACUCGGGCCCGUACCUCUGCAGAAUGGCCACUGAAUUCGGCAAGAAGAUUAAAGAGUUCUCACUCAACAUCACUGAUAAAUCACAUACAGACACAAUAGCUGACGAGCCCAAACCUGUGAUACCAAAACCAGCGAGCCGGGGAAGAAUCGGCCUCUACGUUGGACUGGGACUGGCAGCGGCAGCAGCAGCUGCACUGGCUGUCUGUCGCUGUACUUCAUCAUAUACUGCACUGCACUCCACCUGAAGCGGAGACAGUAGGACCGAGAAGCUGUGUGCAGUGACACAGACGUGAAAUGUUUCAGCUUUCUUAAACUUCUGCUGCCCCCUGCUGCUCUGAAGAGAAAUCCACCAGAUGGGAGUCUGAAGACAGAACUGGUUCUUCUGUUAGAGCAUCACGUUUCCAAGUGAUGGAUAGAAAUCCAAAAACACUCCAGCUGAGUUUCGUGGUGGUUUUCUGCCUCAUGGUUACCUGAUUCAGUGGUCCCACUGCUGUUAGUUCCUGCCGUAACAGACAGAACAGGCCAAGCUGAUAGCAGUGCUCACUCUAAAGCUGGUGAGGAUGUUAUCUUGGUUCAUGUUAAACUGGAUGACUUGUGCAGGCACUGGUUGUAUUUCUGGUCAUCUCUUGUUAUUAUGUGCUGACUUAAACAUCAGAUGUACUGUAACACCACGAAGAGUACUGUAAUGCCAAUUACUGUUGAUGCAAAGAGUAUAGAUUAUUGCUCUAUUAUGAGUUCUACUAAAGUGAAGAUGCUGUUAAAGUAUCAGCAGGUCUGAUAACUUGGUGUCGUUAUUGUACAGAUCAUUUAAUGUACAUUCAGGGCUUGCUGGAUGGUGGAAGAAGGACUUUUACUUAAGUAAAAAACGUAACACCACAGUGCAGAAAUACAAGUAAAAGUACAAAGUAUUAGCAACAAAAUACACUUAAAGUACAAAAAGUAAAAGUACUGAUUAUGCAGAAUGGCCCAUUUCAGAAUAAUGUGUGUUAUGUUAUUGAAUUAUAAUUAUUGAUGCAUUAAUGUGUUCAUCACUUUAAUGGUACAGCUGGUAAAGGUGGAGCUUAUUUUUUACUAUACAUACUGAGCGUGAAUUUCACCAAGGGAGUAGAAGUAUAAAGUAGCAUAAAAUGAAAUUGGACUGAAGUACAGAACUUGAAGAAAUGCACUGAGUUACUUUCCACCGCUGGUUGUAUGUUACAGUCAGCUGCUAAACUAUUGUGUAGCUUUAAAAACAAAAACAUCAUCAGCAUGUCUGUAAAUAUCUACAUAUGUAUACAUAUAUAUCUGUAAAUAUAGACUUUUAUACUGUGUUUUAUCAUCACUGGAUCACAUGUUUAUCCAGUUUUAUUCACUUUAUCUUAUGAGCCUUAUUUGAAUUGACAAGUGUUUAAGAUUUUUAUUUACUGAAGUUAAAAAAGUAAAUUAUUAAUUUUCUAAUGAAUCUUUUAGGAAUAAAAAUAAAUAAAUAAAAACUUUGCUGUUUCCAUUUUUGC